Molecule: messenger RNA, 1218 nt
Organism: Scedosporium apiospermum
Lineage: Eukaryota; Fungi; Ascomycota; Sordariomycetes; Microascales; Microascaceae
Product: Ubiquitin domain-containing protein DSK2
Exons: 2
Coding region: 1-1218 (405 amino acids)
Biological process (GO): ubiquitin-dependent protein catabolic process
Cellular component (GO): cytosol
Molecular function (GO): polyubiquitin modification-dependent protein binding
Source: RefSeq, a predicted model, not a curated record
AUGGCAGACAACGCAGAAGCUGGCGACAGCCCCCAGGAAGUCACCUUCAAGGUGAAGUCCUCCAACGACAAGGUUCACACCAUCACCAUGCCUGAGACAGCCACCGUCCUCGAGCUCAAGACGAAGCUCUCCACUGAAGAGUACGAGAACAUCCCUGCCGAGCGCCAACGCCUCAUCUACUCCGGCCGCGUCCUGAAGAACGACGAUGCGUUGAGCACCUACAAGAUCAAGCCGAACAACACCAUCCACCUCGUCAAAAGCGCCGCCAGCAAUCCCACUCCCCCUUCCGCGUCCUCCUCCACAGCCCCAGCCGUUCCCAGCGUGCCCACAAACAUGGCUGCUGGAACUGCGAACAACCCUCUCGCCGGCUUGACUGGCGCCCGUUUCGCUGGCCACGUUCCUCUGCCUAACAGGUCGAUGUUUGGUGCCGAUGGAGGAAUGGGCGCUCCCCCCAGCACCGACGAGAUUGCGCGGAUGAUGGCCGACCCUGCCGUCCAGCAAUCCAUGAACGCCGCCCUCGACAACCCCGACUUCAUCAACAUGCUCAUUCAGUCUAACCCCACCCUACGAAACCUUCCCAAUGCGCGCGAGAUGCUUCAGUCUCCCUUCAUGCGACAGAUGAUGACGAACCCUGAUAUGAUAAGAAUGGCGAGUCAGAUGCAAGGAGGAGGUGGCCUUCCUUCUUUCCCCGCUCCCGGCGCUACCGACAAUACCCCUGCUGGUGCGCCCGCCUCUGGAGCUCAGCCAGGAGGUGCCGCCCCUGGUGCCAACAACGCCCCGAACCCUUUCUCGCCUUUCAUGUUCAUGCCCUUCCCUGGUGCCCCAGGCGCCCCAGCGACCGGAGCGCAGAACGCCAACCAAGGCACCCCCGCUGGCGCUGGUGCUGGCGCUGGUGCUGGUGCUGGUGCUGGAGCCGGCGCCGGUCAAGCGGCGGCGAACCCUUUCCUUCAAUUCCUCGGACCCGAUUUCGCCCCUGGUAGCGCAGCUACCACCAUGAACCCUGUUGAACGAUCUCUCCUCCAGGACUUUCUUCGAAGUCUUGGAACGCCACCCCCCUCUGCCCCCGCCGAUACUCGUCCUCCCGAGGAGCGAUAUGCCGAGCAGCUUCGCCAGCUAAACGACAUGGGCUUCUACGAUUUCGAUCGAAAUGUGGCUGCUUUGCGCCGUAGCGGUGGAAGUGUGCAGGGUGCUAUCGAGCAUCUACUGGGCGGUAGUUGA